Molecule: messenger RNA, 1390 nt
Organism: Stereum hirsutum FP-91666 SS1
Lineage: Eukaryota; Fungi; Basidiomycota; Agaricomycetes; Russulales; Stereaceae
Exons: 5
Coding region: 34-1155 (373 amino acids)
Biological process (GO): translation
Cellular component (GO): cytosolic large ribosomal subunit; ribosome
Molecular function (GO): RNA binding; structural constituent of ribosome
Source: RefSeq, a predicted model, not a curated record
AAGACCUCAAACGACAAAACUAAGGCGGCAACAAUGGCCUCUCGUCCCACCGUCAACGUCCGCUCUGCCUCUGGCGAGGCCUCCACGUCCCUCCCCCUCCCGGCCGUCCUGACCGCCCCCAUCAGGCUCGAUGUCGUCGCUCAGGUCCACAAGAGCGUCGCGAAGAACAAGCGUCAGCCCUACGCCGUCUCCGAGAAGGCUGGCCACCAGACCUCUGCUGAGUCCUGGGGUACCGGUCGUGCCGUCGCUCGUAUUCCCCGUGUCGGUGGUGGAGGAACUCACCGUUCCGGCCAGGCUGCCUUCGGUAACAUGUGCCGUGGUGGUCGCAUGUUCGCGCCUACCAAGACCUGGCGCAAGUGGCACGUCAAGGUGAACCAGAACCAGCGCCGCUUCGCUACCGUCUCUGCCCUUGCCGCGACUGCUCUCCCCUCCCUCGUCCUCGCCCGUGGUCACCGCAUCGAGGAGAUUGAAGAAGUUCCCCUCGUCGUCUCCUCCGCCGCCGAGUCUUUCGUCAAGACCAAGGAAGCCGUCGCUCUCCUCAAGUCCCUCAAGGCCUACUCCGACGUCGUGAAGGUUUCCAACUCGAGGAAGCUCAGGGCCGGCAAGGGCAAGCUGCGCAACCGCAGGCAUAGGCAGAGGAGAGGCCCGUUGAUUGUGUACAACGAGGACAAGGGGAUCGUCAAGGCGUUCAGGAACUUGCCUGGUGUUGAGGUCGUCAACGUGAAGAGGUUGAACGUUUUGCAGUUGGCGCCGGGUGGACAUGUUGGGAGGUUCGUCAUCUGGACGGAGGGCGCGUUCGCUGCUCUUGACGAUGUCUUCGGUACCUUCGACAAGGCUGCCGUCUACAAGAAGGACUACUUCCUCCCCACCGCCAAGAUCUCCAACCCCGACGUCACCAGGUUGAUCAACAGCACUGAGAUCCAGUCCGUCGUCCGUGCCGCCAACCCCAAGAUCCAAAAGCGUCCCUGGACGCAGCACAAGAACCCCCUCCGCAACAAGGGUGUCCUCUUCCGUCUCAACCCCUACGCCAAGACCGUCCGCAGGCAGGAGCUCGUCCGCCAGGAGCGCGCCAAGGCCAAGAAGGGCACCAAGAAGCCCGCGAAGAAGGACCGUGCUGCCUCCAAGGUGUUCCUCGAGACUCUCCUUGCCGCUUGAGUCUUGCGCACCUUGUAAUCCUUCCAUUUUUACGUUCGUACGCUUUCUGCCUGCCAUUGGUCGUCGGUGUUCUAUGUGAGGGGAUCCCAGAUAUCCGGAACACGGCGAAGCGCAUUGUAUGCUCUCGUCUGUUCUCUGCCCUGUCUGUGUACUUGCCCGUUAUGCGUCCAUGCUGAAUUCACAUCACAUGUUCAUGCUGUAUGUUUGUGUGAUGUCACUGAUGUGCGACGUGUGC